GCAAAAAUUUCGCAUUCAAUGAAUGAAGAUCGGUCUCACACUGAGGAGCUGCCACUCAGUUUCCUCUUCAAAAUUCUUCUAUAAAUCAAACCGUUCCUUCUUCCCCUCCCUCUCAGAUUCAGCUUUCAAUCAGAUUCUAAAACCCCAUUUUCCUUUCGAUUUUCCUUCUGUCUCUUCGUUUCGCCACUCCUGUUUUGUAUUGUGAGGAUGUUGGAGAAGAUGGAGGAGUUUGAUACGGAGAAGGUGAUAGAGGAAGUUGAGGCAAUGAGUAAGGAAGCUGGGAGAGUUCAGAGAGAAACUCUCAAAAGAAUUUUGGAAGAAAAUGGAUCUUCAGAGUACUUGCAGAAUCUGGGGCUUAAUGGAAACACAGAUCCUGAGAGUUUCAAGGCUUGUGUUCCGAUUGUUACGCAUGAGGACCUGGAACCUUACAUUCAGAGAAUCGCGGACAGCCACCACGCCUCAAUUCUCACUGCAAAACCGAUCACAACCAUCUCGUUAAGUUCUGGUACUACUGAAGGGAAACCGAAGUUUGUUCCGUUUAAUGAUGAGUUGGUAGACUCUACAAUACAGAUAUUUCAGGCAUCUUUUGCCUUUAGAAACCGAGAUUUCCCAAUUGGGAAAGGCAGGUCCUUGAUGUUUAUUUAUGGCAGCAAGCAAUUCAAGACUAACGGAGGUUUAACAGCUGCUACUGCCACGAGUAAUCUCUACCGAGAUCCGAAAUUCAAGAGCACAAUGAAAUCAAUCAUGUCCAUGAGCUGCAGCCCGGAUGAAGUCAUAUACGGUUCUGAUUUUCACCAAUCACUGUAUUGUCAUUUGUUGUGUGGUCUUAUCUUCCGAGACGAAAUUCAGUUGAUAUUCUCAACGUUUGCCCAUAGCAUUGUUCACGCAUUUAGAACGUUUGAACACAUCUGGGAAGAGUUAUGUUGUGACAUCCGAAAUGGUAUUCUCACCAGCCGAAUCACCUCGCCUUCCAUCCGAGCAGGGAUGUCGAACCUGCUGAAACCGAAUCCCGAAUUGGCAGAUUUGGUGUACGAAAAGUGCGUAGGAUUGAGUACUUGGUAUGGACUAAUACCCCAACUCUUCCCUAAUGCAAAGUACAUAUAUGGAAUCAUGACCGGAUCGAUGGAACCAUAUGUCAAAAAGUUGAGGCACUAUGCAGGAGACCUGCCUCUGAUGAGUGCUGAUUAUGGUUCAUCGGAAGGAUGGAUCGGUGCAAAUAUAAACCCGAAAUUGUCUCCAGAAUUCGCCACUUUCACUGUGCUUCCUAAUAUUGGUUACUUUGAAUUCAUUCCGCUUGGGGAGAUCUCCGAGAACGAUAAGAGUCAAUCGUCUUUAAUCUGUAGUGAGUUGAAACCAGUGGAUCUUACUCAAGUCCAAGUUGGUAAAGAGUACGAGAUUCUCAUCACCAGUGUUGCAGGUAUGUAUAGGUAUAGACUUGGAGAUGUUGUCAAGGUCACAGGCUUCUAUAACUCGACCCCGGAACUCAAAUUCGUCUGUCGGAGAAACCUCCUGCUGACGAUCAACAUCGACAAGAACACGGAGAAAGACUUGCAGAUAGCUGUUGGAGAGGCCUCGAAGCUAUUGGCAGAGGAGAAGCUUGAAGUUGUCGAUUUCACAAGCUAUGUGGAUCGAUCUACAGAUCCUGGCCACUACGUUAUCUUCUGGGAGAUGAGCGGUGAAGCUUAUAACGACGAUCUUUUGAACCGAUGCUGCAAUCGUCUGGAUACUUCCUUUGUUGAUGCAGGCUAUGUUAGCUCUCGAAGAGUCAAGUCAAUUGGCGCGUUGGAACUUCGGGUGGUUCAGAGAGGAACUUUCCAGAAGAUUCUGGAUCACUUCCUGUCGCUAGGAGCCGCGGUCAGUCAGUUCAAAACACCCCGAUGCAUCGGUCCGGCCAACAAUAAGGUGCUUCAGAUAUUGUGUAGUAAUGUUAUCAAGGUCUACUUCAGUACAGCUUUCCAGUAAGAGCAACAAGAAGCUGGAAGAAACAAUCAAAACAUUAAUCAGAAUGUAAAGUUACAAAGAAAAAGGCUGAUUUUAUAGUUUCAAUGAUGCCCUCAAAAUAUAUUAUUUGUUUUGGAGAAAUGAUUCUUCAUUUUUUAUUUUCAAACAGAAUUAGGACUAAAGACAUUUCGAAAAUAGUUGAUAAAUUUGAGGGCACUUUUGAAAUUUCAGAACUCUUGAUCAAAUCAAAAUGUACUAAUUCAAGGUCAAAAAGUAAACUAAGACUUACUCAGA
Molecule: messenger RNA, 2235 nt
Organism: Momordica charantia (bitter melon)
Lineage: Eukaryota; Viridiplantae; Streptophyta; Magnoliopsida; Cucurbitales; Cucurbitaceae
Product: jasmonoyl--L-amino acid synthetase JAR4
Cellular component (GO): cytoplasm
Molecular function (GO): acid-amino acid ligase activity
Source: RefSeq, a predicted model, not a curated record